Messenger RNA from Hibiscus syriacus, 930 nucleotides. RefSeq lists its product as uncharacterized. The coding region runs from base 1 to 930 and encodes 309 amino acids. NCBI's taxonomy places the organism in Eukaryota, Viridiplantae, Streptophyta, Magnoliopsida, Malvales, Malvaceae. The transcript has a single exon. The record is from RefSeq and is a predicted model, not a curated record.
AUGGACAAGGGAGAGCAGAUUGAACGUCACGAUUUUCAUGAUCAUCCCUUGGUGUUGGUUGAAGGCAAUGAGAAUGAGAAAGCUCUUUGCUCGGUGUGCGGGGAAGUGAUCAUAUCAGCCUCAACCUUUAGUUGUGUAUGCUGCAACUUUCACCUCCAUCCGGAAUGUGCCCAAAUAUCCAGUUUGAUUAUCCAACACCCUUUGCAUCCCCAACACUCUUAUCUUUGGCUUAAACCACCACCAGAGCUGCCGAAUGGAGGGAAAGCUUGUGCGAUGUGCAAGGAAACAUGCAAGUUUCGUUUUUAUUCUUGUAUCGAUUAUGGUGAUGAGUUUUGUCUCUGCACCAAAUGUGCUGUGCCUUCUUGUAAUUUGAUUGAAAGAGAAAACAAGUCAAAGUAUGAGUUCAAAGAUGAUGGCCACCAGCUUCCCUUCUUCCUCCAAAACCAUAAAGACGAACUCAAAACAGCCUGUUGCUCAUGGUGUCUAGAAUCCUUAAUGGGUCCCAUUUAUGUUUCUGUUGGUUGUAAGAUUAAACUUCAUCCAAAAUGUUUUCAUAACUUACCCACAGAAACUGCUCACCCUGGCCACCGUUUGCACACUCUCUUUCUUCACUUUAGGGAAAACAAUUUCUUUUGUGAAGUCUGCCAAAAGAAUGAUAGUGAUAAUCUUUUGUAUCGUUGUUUGGCUUGCAAGUUUGAUAUUCACCUUGAAUGCAUUCGACCCAGACCUAUUAUUGAAGCUAACAGGAAUCAUGAACACCAAUUAACCUUGCUUUCUAGAAAUGAUUCCUUCGUUUGUGAUGCAUGUGGCUUCGUUGCUAAGUUUGUUUCCUAUGUAUGUCUUACAUGCCACCUUCAAGUCCAUAAAAGUUGCACUUCGUUGCGGCGGAAGAUCAAAGAUGCUCGACAUGAUGAUGUUCUUCUCCACUAG